Neltuma alba is the source of this 1191-nucleotide messenger RNA. RefSeq names its product ethylene-responsive transcription factor 4. The transcript has a single exon. Lineage: Eukaryota; Viridiplantae; Streptophyta; Magnoliopsida; Fabales; Fabaceae. Gene Ontology annotation, biological process: regulation of DNA-templated transcription. The coding region runs from base 213 to 839 and encodes 208 amino acids. The record is from RefSeq and is a predicted model, not a curated record. Gene Ontology annotation, molecular function: DNA binding; DNA-binding transcription factor activity.
UAUGGAAGCCACGUUGAGGGUAAGCGUCAAGCGCCUAAAAGGAGCGUAGCUUUAUUACACGCACGCACACACACCCACACUCUCUCUCUUUCUUCCUCUUCGCUUAUAUAACGCCUCCAACUCCGUUUGCUCUUCCUCAGACAUUGUCUCCGUCUUUUCCUUCAUCUUUCGUCCUCAUUCUCUGGACUCUUAUUUCUCUUGCUCCCUUUCCAAUGGCUCCCCGAGACCCACCCAUCUCCCUCGCUGCACCCACCGACCCCACUCUCUCCGCCAAAGAGAUUCGCUAUCGCGGCGUCAGGAAGAGGCCUUGGGGCCGUUACGCCGCCGAGAUCCGGGACCCCGGUAAGAAAACCCGGGUUUGGCUUGGCACUUUUGACACCGCUGAGGAGGCGGCGCGUGCCUACGACAAAGCUGCGCGGGACUUCCGUGGAGCCAAGGCCAAGACCAAUUUCCCCACUCCUUCUGAGCUUGUAAAUAACACCAACAACUCCACCCGCAGUCCUAGCCAGAGCAGCACCCUGGAUUCUUCGUCUCCGCCGCCGUUAGACCUUAGCCUCACGCCUCUUUGUACCGGCAUCGGUGCUGCGGGCUUUCCCCUCAUCCCCGUGGCUCGUCCCGUUGUGUUCUUCGACGCGUUUGCGAGGGCUGACAACAUGAAAAGCGUUGGCCGCCGCGAGAUGUGCGGGUUUGACCGCCCGGUGACCGAUUUACGUCCCGACGCCCGUAGUGCGCAGAGUGACUCCGACUCGUCGUCUGUUGUGGACUAUGUGCGUGCUCCCCAGCCCCGGAGGCUUCUGGAUCUCGAUCUUAACCUUGCUCCUCCGGCGGAAGUUGCUUGAUCUGGCCUCGCUUCGAAGACCUGACGGCUUAAGAUCUCUUUUCCCCACCAUCAUUCCAUCGCUUUAAUACUGUUAAUGAGUGUUUUCCUAGUGAACCAUUUUGGAAGAACAGAACCACUCUCUACGGAGAGACAAAGACAGAGGGGGUUCGUGUACGAGGACGUAGCUGACAUGCUCGGAUUUGUUGAUGAGGAUGACUCGAGCGGAUGUGUAUAUAGAUUAUAACCCAAAGCAGGCGUUUUGUUUUUUUUUUUUUGGGCGAACCGAGAAGCUAUUAGGAGAUUCUCACUGUUGUUUCUGCAAUUUAUGUUGACCAUAUAUAAAAUUAAUUCUAUUUCUGAUCUCGUUUAAA